This is a messenger RNA of Ananas comosus (pineapple), 1648 nucleotides long. Its product is annotated as eukaryotic initiation factor 4A-14. Gene Ontology annotation, cellular component: cytoplasmic stress granule. Lineage: Eukaryota; Viridiplantae; Streptophyta; Magnoliopsida; Poales; Bromeliaceae. Gene Ontology annotation, biological process: cytoplasmic translational initiation. Gene Ontology annotation, molecular function: RNA helicase activity; ATP binding; translation initiation factor activity. The transcript has 5 exons. The record is from RefSeq and is a predicted model, not a curated record. Bases 179 to 1420 code for a protein of 413 amino acids.
UCGCCCCUCUCUCUCUCUCUCUCUCUCAUCUUCCUCGAACCCUAAAAAGCCGACUCUCGCGGCCGAUCCAAAACCCUCUCUCACCGCCGUUGAAUCCGAGGCUCGAUCUCGGGUGCGGCUACCCCGCUCGAUCCCUCGCCCUUCGCAAUCUUCUCUCCUCUCGAUUCAAGAAGCAGACAUGGCGGGAUUGGCACCAGAAGGCUCCCAAUUUGAUGCUCGUCAAUAUGAUGCCAAAAUGAGUGAGCUGUUAUCGACAGACGGCCAGGAGUUCUUUACAAGCUAUGAUGAGGUUUACGAAAGUUUUGAUGAUAUGGGGCUCCAGGAAAAUCUUCUGAGGGGCAUUUAUGCGUAUGGUUUUGAGAAACCUUCGGCAAUUCAGCAAAGGGGAAUCGUGCCCUUCUGCAAAGGGCUUGAUGUUAUUCAGCAAGCACAAUCAGGGACUGGAAAGACUGCAACUUUUUGUUCUGGAAUUUUACAACAACUUGAUUAUAGUCUGGUUGAAUGCCAGGCUUUGGUUCUGGCUCCAACCAGAGAGCUCGCUCAGCAGAUCGAGAAAGUCAUGCGAGCACUUGGCGACUACUUGGGUGUGAAAGUUCACGCAUGUGUUGGAGGAACAAGUGUGCGUGAGGACCAGCGGAUUCUUUCAAGUGGGGUCCACGUUGUGGUGGGGACGCCAGGUCGUGUGUUUGACAUGUUGAGGAGGCAGUCUCUCCGUCCUGACCACAUUAAGAUGUUUGUGUUGGACGAAGCUGAUGAAAUGCUUUCACGAGGUUUCAAGGACCAGAUUUACGACAUCUUCCAGCUACUUCCCUCCAAGAUUCAGGUGGGAGUGUUUUCUGCCACUAUGCCACCUGAAGCCCUGGAAAUCACCCGCAAGUUCAUGAACAAGCCCGUUCGCAUCCUUGUGAAGCGUGACGAGCUCACCCUUGAGGGAAUCAAGCAGUUCUACGUCAACGUAGAGAAAGAAGAAUGGAAACUCGAAACCCUGUGCGACCUUUAUGAAACCCUAGCCAUCACCCAGAGUGUCAUCUUCGUCAACACCCGCCGCAAGGUCGACUGGCUCACCGACAAGAUGCGCAGCCGCGACCACACCGUCUCCGCCACCCACGGUGACAUGGACCAGAAUACCCGGGACAUCAUCAUGCGUGAAUUUAGAUCGGGCUCUUCUCGCGUGUUGAUCACUACCGAUCUUCUUGCCAGGGGUAUCGACGUCCAGCAGGUCUCCCUCGUGAUAAAUUACGAUUUGCCCACCCAGCCUGAGAACUAUCUGCACCGUAUUGGACGAAGCGGUAGGUUUGGGAGGAAGGGUGUGGCAAUAAACUUCGUGACUCGCGAUGACGAGCGGAUGCUGUUUGAUAUCCAGAGGUUUUACAACGUGGUGAUCGAGGAGCUGCCAUCCAAUGUCGCUGACCUCCUCUGAGGAGUCAUCUUUCCUUUCACCAAGUCCAGGUACUCUGUGUUUAACUUAUUUAGGUCUGCUUUUUGUUCUUCGUUUAAAAUUGAAGCCACCUCUCCUUUUGGCAUUAUCGUUUUAAGGGUUGAAUCUAUGUAAUGUUUUUUUAGUGGGAGUCAAUUGUUUUAUGCGAUGUUUGGAAAUUUUUGUAGCAGUCAUAUUAUUAGAUUGUGCUGUUUCUCGCCGUGCUUUCCA